AUGAGGAACAGCACCAUGGUGAGAGAAUUCAUACUUCGGGGCUUUACGGACAACCGUCAAGUUGAAAUCUUGCUUUUCACCCUUCUGUUUUCCAUGUAUCUUUUGACAAUAACGGGGAACGCUGUGAUUGUUAUAAUCACUCAGGUGAGUCCCCAGCUCAGCACCCCAAUGUAUUUCUUCCUUCGACACUUUGCAGUCCUGGAGAUUGGGUUCACCACUUCUGUCAUUCCUAAAACAUUGAUCAACAUGGCCAUUGGACAGAAGACCAUCUCUUUGCCUGCUUGCUUCACACAGUCCUUUCUGUAUUUUGUCCUGGGUACCACAGAGUUCCUUCUGCUGACAGUUAUGUCCAUUGACAGGUAUGUGGCCAUUUGCAACCCUCUUCACUACCCAACCAUCAUGAAUGAUCACUUGUGCUCACUGCUGGUACUCUGCUCUUGGCUAGGGGGGUUGUCACUCAUUAUGGUUCCAAUAGUUGUCCUUUUUCAGAUGCCCUUUUGUGGUCCAAACACCAUCAACCAUUUUUUCUGUGAUAGUGGGCCACUGAUGAAACUUUCAUGCGCAAACACGUCUCUAUUUGAACUCCUCAGUUUCCUCAUCGCUUUGCUCUCUGUCCUUGGGACCUUGGCCAUAACAAUUGUGUCAUAUAUACGCAUUGUCUCAACCAUCAUGCUCAUCCCUUCAACCACAGGGAGGCAGAAGGCAUUCUCUACUUGUGCUUCUCACAUCAUAGUGAUCUCCCUCACUUAUGGCAGCUGCAUUUUCAUGUACAUAAAACCAAAAGGCACUGGGACGUUAGACUUCAGCAAAGGGGUGGCCCUUCUGAACACUGUUGUAUCUCCUCUGCUGAAUCCAUUUAUUUACUGCCUGAGAAACAGGCAGGUCCAGGAUGCCUUGAGAGCUGGAUUUAGACAGUGUGUUGGACUUCGCAAGUCCCCAAGGUGA
Podarcis muralis (Common wall lizard) is the source of this 945-nucleotide messenger RNA. Its product is annotated as olfactory receptor 6E1-like. The record is from RefSeq and is a predicted model, not a curated record. Lineage: Eukaryota; Metazoa; Chordata; Lepidosauria; Squamata; Lacertidae. Gene Ontology annotation, cellular component: membrane. Gene Ontology annotation, molecular function: G protein-coupled receptor activity; olfactory receptor activity. Gene Ontology annotation, biological process: G protein-coupled receptor signaling pathway.